Boeremia exigua is the source of this 2556-nucleotide messenger RNA. RefSeq lists its product as uncharacterized. NCBI's taxonomy places the organism in Eukaryota, Fungi, Ascomycota, Dothideomycetes, Pleosporales, Didymellaceae. The transcript is spliced from 7 exons. Bases 1 to 2556 code for a protein of 851 amino acids. The record is from RefSeq and is a predicted model, not a curated record.
AUGCUAGACGAGAAUCUUCCUACUUUCUUCCUCAAGACCACCGACAAAGGGAGCAAGCACCUAGAAUCCUUGCUCUUCACUCAGAAUGGCUCCGAGCCUGAAGCCCACUAUGCGCUCAGCCAUGUCGACCCCGCUGCCAACGCAGCGAAGAACACCUACGCGGUCGCCCUCUUCGACUCCCACAAUCCCGAGGUCCUCUAUGGCGAGGUGAUGGCAAAGCCGGGCUGGUCGCACCCGUCGCUGUCACAAGAUGAAAUACGCAAGAAUGGCGGGGUUCCGCCACCUCCCGAGCCGAUCUACCCCGACCAAUUCGCGAUUCAGCUGUACAACCCCGAUACACAGAUCAUCGUGAAGGAGCAGAAGUCAAAGUGGAGUGGAACGCAGAGCUGGGAGUUCAGCAUACCCCAAGUCACAUUUCGCACGCCGAGCGCCUCGACCCUCGAUCGCACUCAGAACGACCCCGCAGCUGACGCGACAACCCCACGGGUGAACUUCGUUUGGCGGAAGGAGGGCAGAUAUGGCAAGGACAUGACAUGCUACCUGACGGGCAAGUCGACAGACCUGUUGGGCAAGAAGGCCAAGAAGAGCAAAGAGCCCGACAUUGCUGUGGCCCUGUUCACAAUGCUAAAGGAGAUGACGAUCAUGGAGCCGAACCUCUACCGCAUCGAGAUCGAAGACUACAAAGGGUUAGAGGUGGUGCUACUGCUCAGUGCCGCUGUCAUCAGGGACCUGUUCAUAAAUAACCAGCGGGAAGCCUUCCACAUCGUCGACCCAAUUGGACGCAAGAACAGUGGCGGCAUUCUGACACGCAAGGCAUCCUCGCCACUCGUAGGGCCUGGCGUCACGCAGCCCAUGAUGACGCCGCAGCCUCCUCCGCCACCGCCAUACACCGGCCCUUCAGAGUACCCUCCCGAAAAAGUGGCGCAGGCGUCUGCCACCAGUAAUCAGCCUGUUGCGGCGCCUGUCACACCAGCGCCAGCCAGCUUCACCAAUCGUUCGGCGCAACGAGCUUCCCUGCCUCCUUUACAAACACAGACCUACAACCAGCAAUCGCCUCCUCGACACGAGCAGCACCGACCUACACAGCCUCACCAGCCCGCUACACGACCCCAGCAAAAUUUACGACCCCAGCGAACCCAACAGAACCUUGCACAGUCGCAACGUCCGCACCAGAGGACCUCGCAGCGGCCGCAGCAGCCAACGCAAGUCCCGCCGCCGCAGCCUCCGCGACUCGACCCACGCUCACAAUGGGAGAUUGAUGCAGAGACUGCUCGUCUAAAAGCUGCCGUGGAGGCUGAAGCACGCGAGCAGAAGAAGCAGGACGAAGCAGCUCGGAAGGCCCGCCGCAGAGUUGAGGCCGAGGAAGAGCGGAAAACAAUGCUAUUCCUCGAAAACGAACGCAAGGCCAAGGAGAGGGAAGAGAAGGAGCGCCGACGGAAGCAGGCUGAAGUUGACAAGGAGACCGAACGCCUGCGCAAGCAGUUUGGCGAUCAAUCAAAUAUGCUUGGCUCACAACGUCCUGCGCAGCCUCAACGUCCUGCACAACCUCAGAGACACUCCACCCCACGACAGCUUCUUCAGCAACGGGCUACCAAAGACGCAGUCUGGGCAGGCUCCCAUGAAGGCCAAGAAGAGUUUCUGGGGAUUGAGGUCCAACAGCGAGACCAACGCAGAGAAGCUGAAGAAAAAGAAGAGUUUACCUUGAAGCAUCUUUUGAAUCCCGAUGAACGUGUAUCGCUUCCGUUUUCUCACCGGACAGCGCCUGCCGCAUGCGUUUGCCAAGCUAGAAAUGUGCUCAAAAGUGAGCACGUUUCUAGGAUCUUCAUCGCGCAGUCAACUUUACUCAAGCAUUGGAGCAAUCUCAGACUAUUCAAAAUGCUCUCUAACACACUUCUUGCUCUCACUGCUCUUGCGGGUAGCGCAACCGCACAUUUCAGGCUUCUCGAGCCUACGUGGCGCGGUAGCUCUUUCGAGGAGCCAGCCAGCCAGUGGAUCUUCCCUUGCGGCAAUGUCAACGAAACCACCGACGUCGCCAACCGCACUCAGUGGCCCACAACUGGUGGUUCCGUCAGCAUUAACGGAUCGCACGCCUCUGCCUUGACCUACAUCAACCUCGGCCUCGGCACCAACGUGACCAACUUCAACAUCACGCUCGUCGACAACCUGAACCAAACCGGUGUCGGCCUCUUCUGCCUCAAGAACGGCGGCCGCUCCCACCUCGAGGAGGGCCUGAAGGCCGCAGGCUACAGCGGCUUCGAGGACGAGAGGCUCAACGGCCUGGAAGCCACCGUGCAGGUCAUCCAGCUCGGCCACUCCGGCAGCGCGCUUUACAACUGUGCGGAUGUCGUCUUCAACUCCACCGCCGAGCUGCUGUCCGACGACCAGUGCGUAAACGGCACCGGCGUCAGCGCGGAGCGCAUCGGCAACCUUGGGCAGACUUCGACCAGCAACGGCACCGCGGCAUCAUCCACCCCGGCUGCGGGCGCGGGGAGCAUGUUGACACCCAUGGCGGGUACUGGACUGCUCACUGGGCUUUUGGUUUGGGGCCUGUUGUAG